Molecule: messenger RNA, 261 nt
Organism: Penicillium roqueforti
Lineage: Eukaryota; Fungi; Ascomycota; Eurotiomycetes; Eurotiales; Aspergillaceae
Exons: 4
Coding region: 1-261 (86 amino acids)
Source: RefSeq, a predicted model, not a curated record
AUGCAUAUCUAUCUUCACGAGAAAAAGCCGGGUGGCAUCUGCGAAGUAAAUGGCUACGUCAGGAUUGUGCUAAACGAGGCGGUUGCAGUGGCAGACAAUGCAAAUGCUGCGAACCAUGUCUGCUAUCAAUUCGUGGUCAAUAUUGGAAAGGGGACGGAUUCGGACGACCAUUCUUCUGUAUUCUGCAGUGCAUCUAUGGUAGGCGGUAGACCAGUGUGCCACAAGGAAAAAGGGGUUGUGCCGCGAUCAUCUCGCCGAUAA